AUGAAUUCGAGGCCAAACGCUGCGACCCAGUUAGAAGAACAGUGUGGGAAAGAACUUCAGCAUAAGGAAAAAGAAAUGUGCCAAUGCUUGGAGUGUGGGAAAGAACUUCAGCAUAAGGAAAUAGAAAUGUGCCAAGGCUUGGAGUGUGGGAAAGAACUUCAAGAUAAGGAAAAAGAAUUGCGCCAAUGCUUGGAGUGUGGGAAAGAACUUCAGCAUAAGGAAAAAGAAUUGCGCCAAUGCUUGGAGUGUGGGAAAGAACUUCUCACAUCUUAUAAUCUUAAAAGACAUGUGAAAACAGUGCAAAAACAGGAAAACCUAUAUAAGUGUGAGUACUAUCACAAACACUUUGGGCAGAAACACAAUUUAAAAAGGCAUGUAGAUCAUCUAUCGAUUUCAUGUUCACCAACUCUUCAAGUAGGGCCUAAGUCCAACCAGCCUCAGGCUUUGCUGUCAUACGUUCAUGCAAGCUCACAAAAACAGCUGGCAGUUGAGCCUACUCUGGAGAAAAGGAGGCUGCGGAAAGUCUUGCUGUGCGAGGAAUGUAAAAAGGAAUUUUCCAGGAAGGGUAGUUUGGAGACCUCCACUAGUCAGCAAGAAUCACUGAACCUUCAGGCUGGUCAGUCUCUUGAUUCACAAAACAAGCUUCAAGUGUCAACACUUCUGCAGAGAAAAGUCUACCUGUGCGAGGAAUGUGAAAAGGAAUUUCCUAGGAAGGAUAAUCUGGUAAGACAUGUUAAAACAGUGCACAGAAAAAAAAAACGUAAUUUAAAACAACACUUGCCUUCAGCCCACCCAGUUGCUUAUGACGCCUUGAAUAAGGAUACCUCUUCUAGUCAGCAAGAAUCACUGAACCUUGAGUCUGAUCAGUCCCUUGAUUCACAACACAAGCUUCAAGUGUCAGCACUUCUACAGAGGAACAAACAAGUAGGCUGUAUGUCCAACCAGCGUCGAGCAUUGUUGUCAUACGAUCAUGCGGGCUCAAAGAAACAGGUGCCAAUUGAGCCUACCCAUGGGAAAAGGCCGAGGAAAGUCUUCCAGUGUGUGGAAUGUGGAAAGGAAUUCCCCAGGAAGGAUAGUUUGGUAAGACAUGUCAAAACAGUACACCGAAAAGAAAAACGUCUCAUUGCCCACCCAGUCAGACCGCCCACCCGUACAGAGACCUCCACUAGUCAGCAAGAAUCACUGAAGCUUGAGUCUGGUCAGACAUUUGAUUCACAAAACAAGCACCAAGUGUCAACACUUCUACAGAGAUACAAAUGCAAGGAAUGUAGGCAGUGUUUUCACAGGUAUGACUAUCUACAAAGACACAUCAAGGUUGUUCAUAGAAGAGAUAGACCAUUUUCGUGUGAGCAUUGCGACAAAUCGUAUGGACACAUGACGGAUCUGAGAAAACAUAUAAAGAAACAGCACAAGGUUCAUUCAGAAGAAGGGCAGGAGAAGGAGUGUAAUUUGCAACUGAAAACAAAACGGUUGGGGAGGGAGAGAUUUCUGUGA
Nematostella vectensis (starlet sea anemone) is the source of this 1494-nucleotide messenger RNA. Its product is annotated as zinc finger protein 43. The record is from RefSeq and is a predicted model, not a curated record. Lineage: Eukaryota; Metazoa; Cnidaria; Anthozoa; Actiniaria; Edwardsiidae. The coding region runs from base 1 to 1494 and encodes 497 amino acids. Gene Ontology annotation, cellular component: nucleus. The transcript has 2 exons. Gene Ontology annotation, molecular function: RNA polymerase II transcription regulatory region sequence-specific DNA binding; DNA-binding transcription factor activity, RNA polymerase II-specific. Gene Ontology annotation, biological process: regulation of transcription by RNA polymerase II.